UUAGUAGAUAAAAAGAAAAAGAAAAUAUUAGAAAAAAUAAAAAUUUCUAAAAAUGGCAUUUGUUGGACUUGCAGAUCUUUUAAAGAAGCCAUUUACAAGAAUUGUUUUCCCAAUAGAGCAGGAGAAACAUGUUUAUUUGUACUGCUCGUGCGCAAAGAAAGAUGAAAACCCAAUAAAAAAUAAAAAACAAACUCAAAAGAAAAAGGAUAUUGUUUCAAACCCAAAAGAGAUCUUUCAGACGAAAAAGCAUAUUACAAGUCAACAUAAAACUAUCAGUGUCACAGAGCAAUUUCAGUCUCAUGAAAUCAAUGAUGCAAAACUUUCUUUAAAUUUAAAUAAUGUAACAAGAACUUAUAGACGUCCGCAAACAAGCUCCAGCAUUCACCAAAUAGCAACUAACAAUAAUGUCUUAAAAUUUGGUUGUAAAGAAAAGUCAGAUGGUAUAGACUUACUUAAUGAUUUAAUAAAAACUUCUUCUGCAUCAAAAUUAAGGCAUUCAAGACUGGAGUCCAUGCCCCUGGAGUCGACAACAGUAGCUCGAACUAUUUCUCACAAUAGUGUAUUGAAGUUUGAAAACAAAUUUAGAGUCUCUGAUGUGAACAAUUCUUUAACUUACUCUAACAGCAACAAAGUGAAUUGCACAUCAGCUUUAAUACCUUCAACUCAAAACAUAACUAAUCGAACAUCUAAAUCUCAAACAAAUUCAAAUUCAUUUCUUACAAGGUGCACAUCAUCUGAAAUAAAUUUGAUAUCAACUGUAACUAAUCAUGCAUUUGUAAGAAAUCCAAAAUCUGUAAUAGAAAAUUCAAAAUCAGUUGUAAGGCAUCCAAUAUCAUCAGCUAAAAAUUCAAUGUCAGCUUUUAGUAAUCCAACAUCAUUUGUAACUAAUCUAACAUCAGUUUCAACAAAGCAAACAUCAGUUGUAACAAAUUCAACAUAUGCUAUAAUAAAUCUGACAUCAGCUGUGACAAAUCCAACAUCAGCUGUAACAAAUCCAACAUGGGCUAUAAUAAAUCCAACAUCAACUGUAAUCAAUCCAACAUGGGCUAUAAUAAAUCCGACAUCAGCUGUAGCAAAUCAAGCGUUAGCAGUAAAUCCAAUAUCAGUUAAAGCAAGUUCAGCACUAGCUACAACAGGACCGAUGUCAAAUGAAAUAAAACCAAUAUCAGUUGAAACAAGUACUUCUAGUGUACCAAAUACUUCAUCAACUGAAAAUAAAAAAACUAAACAUGAAUAUGUAAAAAAAAUAAAAAAUGAACAAGAUAAUAACAAAACAGAAACAUUGAACAGUUCACCUAAAUUAAAGUCGUUUUGUUUUCAAGAAAAAAAUGUUCAAACAAAUAAAAAAAACAACUUAGAAGUUUUUCUGGGUACUGAAAAGGACCAAAAAAGUCCAGUCGCCAAAUCAUUUGAUUUAUCAGGUGAUGAAUUGUGCAUUGAUGGAGAGUAUAACACUGAAAUCAAUUCAAAACUCAAAUAUCUCUUAGAUUCUGCAGAAUCUUCUGCAGAAGAAGAAUCGUCUGAAGAUUGUCAAGAAAGUGAAGUUUUAUCAACAAAUCAUAAAGUAGUGUCAAAGUCAGUAAAAAAUCAUCUGUUACCUCAAAAUAGUUUUUCCUCAAAAACGAAAACACUUAAUACUGAACAAAAACAAAUAUUAAUCAUUAAAUCCUUAGCUAUUAAGAGUGAUAGUGAUAAACCCUCAAAAACUGGUUUUUCCCAAUACCAAAAAGAUACCAAAAAAUGUUUAUUCUCUAAAAAUAAAUAUACAAGUUCUAAAUAUAUGAACAUUCAACCACAAACUGAAGGCGAUAACUGUUGUCCUCCAGGAACUGAAGAUGAAGUAUGUAUUUCCAAUGAAGUUGAAAAUGAAUACUGUUUAUCUCAUGGAACUAAAGAAGAUGACUGUUUUCCUCCAGGAACUCAAGACGAAAUACUUUUGCCUCCAGGAACAGAAAAUGAUUAUUAUUUACCUCCAGGAUCUAAAAAAGAUGACUGUUUUCCUCCAGGAACUGAAGAUGAAAUACUUUUGCCUCUAGGAACUGAAAAUGAGUAUUGUUUACCUCCAGGAUCUAAAAAUGAUGGCUGUUUUCCUCCGGGAACUGAAGACGAAAUACUUUUGCCUCCAGGAACUGAAAAUGAGUAUUGUUUACCUCCAGGAUCUAUAAAGGAUGACUGUUUUCCUCCAGGAACUGAAGACAAAUUAUAUUUGCCUCCAGGAAUUGAAAGUAAUUGCUUACCUUCAGUAACUCAAAUUGAAAAAACUCCAAUUGCUAAAGCCACAAAAUUGUCAUAUUCUAAAGAUUUGUUUUCUUUUAAGAAAGAUUUUUCAAAAAAUGUGGUUUCAAAUCUCAAUGAAUCAAAAAUGAAAAACAGUUCAACAGUUCACUCUAAUAUGGAUAAAAAACAGUUUUUACUUUCUAGUGAGUCUCCGUCAAAUUCAUCCUUGAUUUCUGAAGAAGUUUCUUUUGCAUCUCCCCCAAUAGACUUUAAUGACCCUUUUCAUAAAUCGAAUUUUAAAAAAUUUUUAUCUGAACAUAACAUGGAGCAUCUUGAACCAUUCAUAAAUUCUAUCGAUCCACCACCAUUCAAUCACCCCAAAGAUUCAUCAUUCAAAAACUCUUUAAAUCCUCAAUCAUUAAGUUCUAACCAUGUUAGACCAUUUGAGUAUCCGCUGUCAUCUAUGAAUAGAAAAUCUCAAUCUUUUCUAGACAACCAGAGUUCAUACUCAACGGAAGAGCGUUCAAAUCUGCAUAAAAAAUUACCAACUCAGAAUUCAAGACACCAAAUCUCUUCUUCAUCUUUAAUGAGUAUAUCUGUCUUGGAAAUGACCAGUACUGAUCAACUCCGAAACAAAAGGAUGGGUGAUUCUAUUGAUGGUAACCAAUCUUUGAAAGAUCGAACCAAACCUAAAAAGAGAAAGUCUGAGAAACAAAAAGUUGCAUCGCGAGCAUAUCUUGAUAAAAGAAAAGUUGAGAUUCAACGAGAGGCUGAAAAAAAAGCUCAUGACGCCUCUUUGCCUUGUCCCUUUUUUAAAAAGAAAGGAUUUUGCGAUUAUGGUGAUCAGUGUCGUUUUUCACACAAAAUUGAAAUUGAUAAACGAAUAGAGCUGUGCAAAUUUUAUGUGGUUGGUGCAUGUCGUAAAGAAAAUAAUUGUUUAUUUAUGCAUGAGCAGUGGCCAUGUAGAUUUUAUCAUGUGUUGAAAUCUUGUAAUAAAGGAAGUUCAUGCAAGUACUCUCAUGAAGAUAUGACAUCUGAGGUUAAAAAGGUUUUUGAAGAGUUUGAACUAAAGAUGGAAGAAUCACAAAGUGUUAAUAAUGUAGAGGCUCCUUGCUCUUCAAAUUCUGGUCCUUACUCUUCAAAUUCUGGUACUUCUUUAACUGGUCGACACUCUGACGAUGAAAAAGAAAAAGCGCCGGAUUCGCCUAAAAAUGAACCAAACCAACAUCUACCAUCAAUACAAAAACAACCCGAAGGUUUUGUUUUCCCGACAUUUUAUUAUGAGCUUACAUAAACUGUAUUUUAUGAAAAAAUUUAACAUUGAGGGAA
Molecule: messenger RNA, 3546 nt
Organism: Hydra vulgaris (swiftwater hydra)
Lineage: Eukaryota; Metazoa; Cnidaria; Hydrozoa; Anthoathecata; Hydridae
Biological process (GO): negative regulation of DNA-templated transcription
Cellular component (GO): nucleus
Molecular function (GO): RNA binding; metal ion binding
Source: RefSeq, a predicted model, not a curated record